UAGACGUUGCGGUUGUCACUUGUCAUGUCAAUUCGGCUUCGAAACGAAAUCUUAAACAGCUAAGCUUAGUUUUUUCUAUUGAUUAAAAUUUGUAUAAAAGGUAUUACAUACGAUAUCUAUUUGUAUUAAAAAAAAUAUGUAUAUGCAAUAAUUUCAUUGAAAAAAUAAAUACAAUGGCGGACAGAGAUUUGUCGCUUGGUCCGAGGGAAGGUGUAUCGUACCCAAUAAAGGUGCAAUACUGUGGUAAUUGUUCUAUGCCGAUAGAAUACUGCGAAUAUUAUCCUGAAUAUGACAAGUGUAAACAAUGGCUAGAGAAAAAUUUACCAACAGAAUUCGAAAAAGUAAAAAUAGAUGAGGAAGAUAAUGGCGGUGGGGAAGAAGAAAAGAAACGACAAAAAAGAGGUGGUAAAGGUAUGCUAAAAUCAAAGAAAAAAGAAGAUGUUCCAAAAUUAGUCCAAGUCUCACGAGCCCCUCGUGGAAAAAAGAAAUCUGUAACUGUUGUGUCUGGGCUAAGCACUUUUGAUAUUGAUUUGAAGGUAGCAGCUAAAUUCUUUGGUACUAAAUUUGCCUGUGGGUCAUCAGUGACUGGUGAUGAUGAAAUAGUAAUUCAAGGUGAUGUCAAGGAUGAUCUAUUUGAUGUUAUUCCUGAUAAAUGGCCUGAGAUUGAUGAAGACAGUAUUGAAGAUUUAGGAGACCAAAAGAGAUAGUCACAAUAUUCAGAAGCUUAUAUUGCCUGCUUCUGUUUCUCAAACUGUAACGCGACAAUUAUUGUUGUAUGAUUUUUAUUAAUUUGAAAUAGAAAUGAAGUCUUGUCAAUCUUUCAUUUAUCUAACCAAGAUUUUUAUUAAUAAAAACCUAUCAUAAA
Vanessa tameamea is the source of this 865-nucleotide messenger RNA. It is a transcript of the gene DENR, whose product is annotated as density-regulated protein homolog. Gene Ontology annotation, molecular function: translation initiation factor activity; mRNA binding. Bases 174 to 707 code for a protein of 177 amino acids. Gene Ontology annotation, biological process: translation reinitiation; formation of translation preinitiation complex. The transcript has 4 exons. Lineage: Eukaryota; Metazoa; Arthropoda; Insecta; Lepidoptera; Nymphalidae. The record is from RefSeq and is a predicted model, not a curated record.